Messenger RNA from Juglans microcarpa x Juglans regia, 843 nucleotides. Its product is annotated as serine/threonine-protein kinase ZRK1-like. NCBI's taxonomy places the organism in Eukaryota, Viridiplantae, Streptophyta, Magnoliopsida, Fagales, Juglandaceae. Gene Ontology annotation, cellular component: plasma membrane. The record is from RefSeq and is a predicted model, not a curated record. The coding region runs from base 1 to 843 and encodes 280 amino acids. Gene Ontology annotation, molecular function: ATP binding; protein serine/threonine kinase activity. Gene Ontology annotation, biological process: cell surface receptor signaling pathway; protein phosphorylation. The transcript is spliced from 4 exons.
AUGAGUGGAGCUAUUAUGCUCUGCUAUCGUAAAAUAAGUGAAUCCUGCUUUCCAAGAUUCCUGUCCAGAAAAGAGAGAGAGAGAGCAUUUAUAGAGAAUGGAAGCAGGGUACUUGAGAAGCUGGUUUCCACUUGUAAUGGCAAGCCUAUUCCCAUCCGCACCUUCUCAUUUGCAGAGUUGAGCAACGCCACAAAUAACUUUGAUCCUCAACUUGUUAUACGUGAAGAGUGGCCUUAUCAAUGGUAUAAAGGUUAUCUUGAAGGCCGAACCAUUUCCAUUAAGAAAGCGAUAUAUGACCGUGCAAAGGAGGAGGUGUUCACUGAUUUAGCAAUUUCUGCAAAGGUGAGUGCUCACAAGAAAGUUCUAAAGCUCGUUGGUUGCUGCCUCGAGACUAAAGUUGUCAUUUUAGUGUAUGAAUUUGCUGGGAAGGGAACCCUGAGGGAUCGAUUUAUAGUCUCUGAUGAACCCAUGACGAGGCAAAGUAGGUUAAAGAUGGCAAGGGAGAUUGCUCAUGCAACUUCAUAUCUCCAUACAGCAUUCUCUAGACCCAUCAUCCAUACAAAUAUCAAUCUCGACACUGUCUUUGUAGACCAAAAUGAUAUUCCAAAGCUAACUGGUUUCUCUUUUUCUUUAAUAAUACCUGAGGGUGAAAUUCAUGUAAAUGAUAAUUGGAAGCGUGGGAUGACUACUCUAUUCCAAAGCCCCAACUAUUUUGCUAUGGGCUGCAUAACUGAGAAAACUGAUGUCUCUUGCUUCGGUUGGCUGGAGUCUCGAGGCAGCAACCAACGAGCUUUAGAACAUUCUUGUGAGCACUCACCUUUGCAGAAAUUACUAGAUCAGUGA